Molecule: messenger RNA, 1791 nt
Organism: Aspergillus udagawae
Lineage: Eukaryota; Fungi; Ascomycota; Eurotiomycetes; Eurotiales; Aspergillaceae
Exons: 3
Coding region: 1-1791 (596 amino acids)
Molecular function (GO): FAD binding
Source: RefSeq, a predicted model, not a curated record
AUGGACAACAACAGCUGCCAUACUAUGGAGAUUUUGCGUAUAAUGGGGUUUGCUGAGGAAUAUCGACAACAACCCGGCGCUGUACCACAGCAUAGCGAUUGGGAUACUAUUUUUUUCAACACUUGCGGGCAGAAGAAGAAGCUUGUUGCUCGAUGGCCCAUCCCAAGCAACAACGAAUAUCGCGCCAGGAUUCACGCAAAUAACGAUGGCUCACAGCCUGCGGAGCCGGGUCAACGUUGCUCGCAGAUAGUGCUUGAAGCAUUCUUAAAGAAAAAAUGCCUCGCCGAACCCCUGAUUGCAAGUCACUUUGGUUACAAAUUUAUAUCGCUUGAGGAAGAUGAUGAGGGGGUCACUGCUACUUUCACAGAUAUGGACAAUCAGGAAAAGAAGAUUAGAGCGUCUUACUUGGUUGGCGCAGAUGGUGCCCGGAGUAAAGUAAGGAAAAGCGUCGGGAUUGGACUCCAGGGGAGACCACUGCCAGGUGCAUUUUUCAUGGUCCACUUCCGGUCCAAAGAACUCACCCAACUCUCCCCAUUCGGCAAGUGGUGGCACGCCUUUGGCAUCCACGGCGGCUUUAUGAUUGACCAAGACGACGUCGACACCUAUACCUGUCACGAACCUUGCUCUGCUGAUGCCGCCGCCAUCAGGGAGCUCCAAGAACAUCCUGAAGAAAUCCCUUAUCGUGUCCUUGGAAGUCUCGGCAAGCCUUACAAAUUUCAAAUCGACGAAAUCAUGCUGGCGAAUGCAUGGCGUCCGAACUUUGCUCUUGCAGAUUCCUACGUCAGUCGUGAUGGACACGGCCGUGUGUUCCUCUGCGGCGACGCUGCUCAUCAGAACCCUCCACAUGGUGGCUAUGGCAUGAACAGCGGCGUAGAAGACGCUAUCUCGCUCGCAUGGCGUCUUUCAGCUUUAUACAAAGGCAUCGGUGGUAGCAACCUCGUUACUUCAUAUACGCAUGAGCGCAGACCGAACAUGAUGCUGCGUCUCGAACGUUGUGCUGCUCACAUCGGCAAAUUCACUCCGAUGAUCAUGCGUACUAUGACGGCGCCGAACACAGACAUUUUCCUCGAGGAGAGCGAGGAAGGAGAGAACGCACGAGUCGAGAUAGCAAGGCACCUGGACAGCGUGGGACCUGAAAAUAUCGACCGUGGAGUGGAACUGGACCUGAGAUAUUUGAAUAGUGAAAUUAUCGUGAGCGACGGGACGAGGGAACCGAGAUUCGAUAACAUGCGCUAUACGCCAAGUACAAGGCCCGGGCAUAGGGCGCCACAUGUAUUCUUGAGGGACGAUCAGACAAGUAUCGUGGAUCUCUAUGGAACAGAGUGGUCAUUGAUGGACUUCUCAAAGAUCGAAAGCGACUAUCAAACGACCAAUGGCUUCGACAGGUCGGAUGAUGAAGCGUCAUCCCCGGUGGCGACAUUCAAAGCUGUAGCCAAGGCAAUGAAGAUGCCGCUGACGCACGUCCAACUGGAUGCCGGAGAGAAGCACGUUAAGAACGUGUGGGAAAAUUACGAUUAUGUUUUAGUCCGUCCGGACGGGUACGUCGCCUGGCGUGGAGGCAAAGAAGGGGCGAGGGAUGAACGUUGUGAACUGAACGAAGGACGGAUCAGGAACAUUUUGAGAAUUGCGCUGGGCUGGAAGGCAGACCCUGGGUUCGUGGUGGGGGAGAAGAAGGAGUUGAAUUUGAAAAUCAAUUUGACAAGCAUUCAUGGUGUGGAAGAGGAGCUAGGGAUGGGCAAGGGCUACGGCGAUGCCUUUGUGGGAAUUUUCAGGGAGGACAAGAGGAAAUAG